AUGGCUACCCCUAGUGUCCUAGCUUUUGACGCAGAGGGUCGCGCCAUUGAUUUUGAGGUCUGGUUAGACGACCUGCAGCUGUUCUUACAGUGCGACAGGGCUGACGACCUUUCUCUCUUUGAUCUCACCUCUGGCGCCUCUCCUGCUCCUGCUGCUGAUGCUGAUCCCGCUGUCCGCUCUAAGUGGGCCACCCGCGAUGCUGCUGCACGUCUUGCUGUGCGUCGCCACCUCCCUACCUCUGAGCGUGCGCACUUUAGUCAGUACAAGAGUGCUCAGACCUUGUACGACGCUGUAGUUGCGCGCUACUCCUCCCCUGCCACUGCUGCACUGAGCCGUCUCAUGCUUCCCUACCUCUUUCCUGACCUCUCUGCCUUUCCCACUGUCGCUGACCUCAUUACGCACCUCCGCACUAGUGACACUCGCUACCGCGCCGCCCUUCCUGCUGAGUUCUGCGCUAAGAACCCCCCCCCCAUGUACAUCGCUCUCUACUACGUAGUCGCGCGCCUCCCUGACUCCCUUCGAUUCGUCAGGGACCACUUUCUCGCAGUCUGUCCCACCACCCUCACCGUCGACCUCCUCGAGAAGGCCCUCCUCGCAGCGGAGAAGAGCAUCGUCGCUGUAGGUGCUUCUCGUGGUGACCCUCGCACCCCCAUCUUUGAGGGGUGCUCUCCUUCCCCCUUGCUGCCCUCUGUUGCCUCUGCUGCUGCUGCCGACCUGCUUGGUCUUGAGUCGGUCGGCGCGGCGUCUGCCCCUAGUGGGAGACGUCGCUUCAGCAAGGGCAAGGGGGGCAAGGGCGCGGGUGGAGCUGGAGGGGGCGGUGGCGGUGGCGGCGGUGGCGGCGGAGGGAGUGGGGGUGGCGGCGGGACUAGUGGCGGGGGUGGUGGUGGUGGUGGCAGCAGCGGCGGAGACGGUGGUGGUGGUGCCAGCGGUGGUGGUGGAGGCAGCGGCGGAGGUGGAGGCGGCGGAGGUGGAGGCGGUGGAGGCGGCAGCGGAGGAGGCAGUGGUGGUGGAGGGGGUGGAUCUGGUCGGGGUGGUACCCAGCAGCGUAGCGGCGGUGGUGGUGGCCAGCGCUCGCAGCGGCAGCAGCAGCAGCGCUCUCGGGACAUCCCUUCGCCUCAGCAGCUUCGUGAGUGGUACGCUGGGCGUCAGAGGGGUGGGGGUACUGGUCCCUGCACCUACGUUCUUCGUUCCGGCGACCGCGCGGGUGAGCAGUGUGGGGGUGCCCACGCCACCCAGCGCUGCUUUGGCCGCCUGACGGACGCCUGGCGUCAGCAGUUCCCUAGGGCUAGUGAGAUCCCUCGCUGGGAUGAGCUUCUCAGGGCUGGUGUAGCGAUCUUUGAUCUUGAUUUUGAUGCUAUCCUUACUGCUAUGUAUGUUGUGGAUUAUAGUGAGGAGAAUGAGGGUUACCGCUGUUUCCAGCCCGACCCGGGCAUUGGUACUGCUGCGCUGGGUGCUUGUGAGGCUGCUGCUCUAGGUGCCAGUGCGUCUGCGCUCUCAAGUACUGGUGAGACUGCGCUCUCAAGUACUGAGUCGUCCUCGUCCUCCCUCACUUUCACACUUGACUCCGGAGCUUCUCGCUCCUUCUUUCGAGACCGCACUACCCUUACGCCGCUCGGCCGGCCUGUUGCAGUCUCCCUUGCUGACCCCUCUGGGGGUCCUGUCCUGUCUCACUUCUCCACUGUCCUCCCGUGUCCGGCUGCCCCUUCGGGCACCCUGUCGGGUCUGUACCUUCCCUCGUUCUCUACGAACUUGGUGAGUGGAGCGGACCUGCAGGAUGUGGGUGUUCACCAGUUCACUCCUGCGAGUCAGCGGGUGACCCACUGCACGGAGGCACGCACAGGCCGACACCUGGCCACGUUCUCGCGUCGGCCGGGGUCGAGUCUCUACACCCUGACCGUUGAGUCUCCUCCUGUCCCUGCGUCUGGUCAGGUGGCUGCGUCGGGUCAGGUACUUGCUGCUGCGUCCCGGUCAGGUCCUGAGUCUGCCCCCUGUUCUUGUCGCCUCCUGUCUCACGAGACUCUCCUGUGGCACCACCGUCUUGGCCACCCCUCCUUGCCCCGUCUUCGGAGCAUGGCUUCCCGUGUCCUUGUCUCUGGUCUUCCCCAGUCUCUCCCUCCUCUCCCCUCCGGGCCAGGACCUUCCUGUGUCCCCUGUGUCGAGGGUCGCCUCCGGGCUACUCCUCACUCCUCCCACUUCCCCCCGACAGAGGCUCCCCUGCAGACGCUUCACAUGGAUGUGUGGGGCCCAGCCCCCGUCCGUGGGCAGGGUUACGAGCGCUACUUCCUGUUGGUGGUUGACGACUACUCGCGUUACACCACAGUCCUCCCCUUGCGCAGCAAGGGUGCGGUCACUGAGGUGCUGAUCGACUGGAUCCGCGAGGCUCGUCUUCAGCUCAGGAAGAGCUUCGGCUCGGACUUUCCUGUUCUGCGUCUGCACUCUGACAGAGGCGGAGAGUUCUCUUCUCGCCUUCUGCGAGACUACUGUCGUGCACGGGGGAUCCGCCAGACCUUCACGCUUCCGGACUCACCACAGCAAAAUGGGAUUGCUGAGCGCCGCAUUGGCAUGGUCAUGGAUGUCGCUCGUACGUCCAUGAUGCAUGCGGCUGCCCCCCAUUUUCUGUGGCCGUUUGCGGUGAGGUACGCGGCGCAUCAGCUCAACCUUCACCCCCGGGUCUCUCGGCCUGCGAUGUCCCCAGUCUUGCUGUGGACGGGGAAGGUUGGCGAUGCGUCUGUGUUCCGUGUCUGGGGAUCUCGGGCGUUUGUCCGCGACUUGUCUGCGGACAAGCUGUCCCCUCGUGCUGCUCCCUGUGUCUUCCUUGGCUUCCCCACUGACGCCCCAGGGUGGCAGUUUUACCACCCCUCCUCUCGUCGUGUUCUGUCCUCCCAGGACGUCACGUUCGACGAGUCAGUCCCCUUCUACCGUGUGUCCCAGGUAGACGCCGUUGACCCGGUCGAGGUUACUGGUGACUCUGGUGCUGCUGCGGGUGCUGAGCCUGGGGGUGCUGACUCUGGGGGUACUGUGCGCGGGGGUGCUGAGCCUGGGGGUGCUACUGCUGGGGGUGCUGGGCCUGAGGGUGCUACUGCGGUGGGUGCGGAGCCUGGGGGUGCUGAGCCGGGGGGUGCUGUGCCUGGAGGUGCUGGGUCUGGGGGUGCUGGGUCGGGAGCUGCUGAGCCUGGGGGUGCUGAGCUGGGAGCUGCUGAGCCUGGGGGUGCUGCGUCUGGAGCUGCUGAGCCUGGGGUUUCUCCUGCUGCUGCGUCUCGCCGGGAGCCCCUCUCUCCACAGGAGCUGCGCGAGUGGUUUGCUCGCCGCUGGAGGCGUGCUGCUGAGUCUGGAGGUGCUGCUGGAGCUGGAGCUGGAGCUUCUUCGACCGUCGAGGGUGCGGGUGCUGCCGGUCCCGGAGCUACUGGACCUGCGGGUCCUCCUGGAGCUGGAGCUGCUGAGGGCGUUCGUGCUGAGCCUGCUGCUGUUGGUCCUGCCGCUGGAGGUGUGGGUGGCGCUGGUGCUGUCGCUGAGGGUGCUGGUGCUGUCCCUGCUGAGUCUGGAGCUGCCGCGCGGCCUCGGCCGUACUUCGUUCCGCUCCUGCAGCAGGUUCUUGGUCUUUCUCCUCCAGUAGAGGGUCCACCGCCUGUCCAGUCGCAGUCCCUACUGGAGCCUUCCUCUCCACUGCCUGCUCCCUCUCCUUACACUGGUCCUACUGGAGGUCUUGCUGAGCGUCGUGAGCCUGCGUCUCGUCCCGCGUCGCCUGUUCGUGCUGCUCGCGCUAGUGGUCGCAGUUCGCGUCAGCGUCCUCCUCCUGUCCCUGGCACGCACCGGAUGUCUCUGCGUCCGUCCACUGCUCCUCUGCGUGCCCCUUUGCCUUCUCCUCCUGAGUCCUCUCUUCCUGCGCUUGCCGACCCUGAGUCGGACUCUCUUCGUGCUGCCAGUCCCACUGUCACGCGUCUGCUUGCUACUGUCGUCACUGACCCCUCUUUUGAGUCCACUGCUGCGUCUGCUCUAGUCACUGAGCUCGUCGACUUUGCUGCUCGCUGUCGUCUCGACUACGCUGCUAGUCUUGUUGCUGAGUCUGCGUCUGUCUGUCCUCCGUCCGUCGGGGGUGAGUGUGCUCUUGGCACGGACGUCCUAGAGGACAGGCAGGAGGAGUUACAGUGUCUAGCGGCUGCUUCACCUCAUCUCGCGUCUGUACUGCUUGCCCCUGAGGGAGACCCGGAUGCACUAGACAUCCCGACUCCGCGUUCUUACGCGGAGGCCGUAGAGGGUCCCUACUCCUCUCAGUGGCAGGCAGCUAUGGAUGCAGAGAUGGCUUCCUGGAAGUCCACAGGCACCUACGUUGACGCGGUUCCCCCUCCUGGGGCGAACAUCGUCAGUGGCAUGUGGAUCUUCAGGGUGAGGCGGCCGCCGGGCUCUCCACCUGUCUUCAAGGCACGGUACGUUGCUCGUGGCUUCAGUCAGCGGCAGGGAGUUGACUACUUUCAGACCUUCUCUCCCACCCCGAAGAUGACUACUCUUCGGGUGCUGCUGCACAUAGCCGCUCAGCGCGACUACGAGCUUCACUCUCUCGACUUCAGCACUGCGUUCUUGCAGGGUAGCCUGCACGAGGAGAUCUGGCUUCGCCGUCCACCUGGCUUCACUGGGACUUUCCCUCCUGGCACCCAGUGGAGCCUCCGACGGCCAGUCUACGGUCUCCGCCAGGCACCGCGUGAGUGGCACGACACACUGAGGACUACGCUUGCGGCUCUUGGGUUUGCUCCUUCUACUGCUGACCCGUCGCUGUUUCUUCGCACCGACACUUCCCUGCCGCCGUUCUACAUCCUCGUGUACGUCGACGACUUGGUCUUUGCCACAGCGGACACUGCUGGACUCGCCUACGUGAAGUCCGAGCUGCUGAAGAGACACACGUGCACAGACCUGGGUGAACUGCGCAGCUACCUUGGCUUGCAGAUCACUCGGGACAGAGCACGCCGCACCAUUACCUUGACUCAGUCACACAUGGUGCAGCAGGUCCUUCAGCGCUUCGGCUUCACGUACUCCUCGCCUCAGGCCACUCCUCUGCCUACUCGCCACUCACUCUCAGCUCUGCCUUCGGAUGAGUCCGUAGAGUCGAGUGGUCCGUAUGCAGAGCUUGUUGGCUGCCUCAUGUACCUGAUGACCUGCACACGACCUGACCUUGCAUACCCUCUGAGCAUUCUUGCACGCUAUGUUGCUCCUGGGAGACACAGACCGGAGCACAUGGCUGCAGCCAAGAGGGUAUUGCGCUACCUGUGCAGUACGUCGGGCAUGGGGCUAGUGCUUGGAGGGCGGAGUCCAGUGGUCCUUACCGGCCACGCGGACGCUUCUUGGGCUGACGACCAGGCUACGCAGCGGCCGUCACAGGGUUACACCUUCAGCCUUGGUUCCGGCUCUGUCUCGUGGCGGUCUACUCGCUCGUCUUCGGUUCUCGGCUCCAGUUGUGAGGCUGAGAUCUACGCCGGGGCCAUGGCUGCACAGGAGCUUCGCUGGCUCACCUACCUGCUGACUGACCUUGGAGAGCCGCCUCGUUCUCCUCCAGUGCUGUACGUAGACAACAAGGCUAUGCUGGCCUUGUGUCGAGAGCAGCGCUUGGAGCACAGAACGAAGCACAUUGCUCUCCGCUACUUCCUUGCUUGUGAGCUGCAGCAGCGUGGUCAGUUGCGACUUGCGUACGUGGCCUCUGAGGCCAACACUGCUGAUGUGUUCACCAAGGCACUCGCGCCUUGUGACCAUCAGCGCUUUUGCACCCAGCUGGGUCUUGUGCCUGUCUUGCCUCACUUGCUCUCCUCUUGA
Messenger RNA from Closterium sp. NIES-65, 5799 nucleotides. Lineage: Eukaryota; Viridiplantae; Streptophyta; Zygnematophyceae; Desmidiales; Closteriaceae. The record is from the annotation of a GenBank genome assembly.